Saccostrea cuccullata (small rock oyster) is the source of this 2563-nucleotide messenger RNA. RefSeq names its product carboxy-terminal kinesin 2-like. Gene Ontology annotation, biological process: microtubule-based movement. Lineage: Eukaryota; Metazoa; Mollusca; Bivalvia; Ostreida; Ostreidae. The record is from RefSeq and is a predicted model, not a curated record. Gene Ontology annotation, molecular function: microtubule motor activity; microtubule binding; ATP binding. Bases 119 to 1213 code for a protein of 364 amino acids. The transcript is spliced from 9 exons.
CAAAAACAUUGUUUACAAGAUUUCUUUUCAAUAUUUAUCAUGUUUCUAUGUGCUGAAUAUCAAGUUGGAGAUUUUCACACAAGUUUAUUGGACUGUGUAUGACUUUUCCCUACAAAACAUGGCAGAGCCAGAGGGAAAUGUCUGGCGAGUGUUUUGUCGAGUUCGUCCUCUGCUCGGAGAUGAGUUAUUGGGAAAUGAUGGUAGGAUAUGUCACUUGAGUUUCCCAGACAAAGACGGCAAGAUACUGGUGCUGGAAAACCUCUCACCACACAGUGAGGAUUCAUUGACAGACAGUAAAGGAAACAAUAAGUAUGAGUUUGCCUUUGACAGAGUAUUUAACCCUGACAGCACUCAAGCUCAGGUGUUUGAGGAAGUCCGUCACACUGUACAGAGUGCUUUAGAUGGGUACAAUGUCUGUAUUUUUGCCUAUGGACAAACUGGCUCUGGUAAGACACACACAAUGGAGGGACCUUCAGAAUUCAGCCAUAAACAUGCUGGAAUGAUCCCUCGGGCCGUGGGGCAGAUAUUUGACAGUAUCCAGGAUCUGGUCAGCAAAGAGUGGCAGUAUGAAUUAGAAGCUUCAUUCCUAAAGAUUUACAAAGAGAGAAUUCGAGAUCUCCUUGGAACUGACAGCGAUGACGUAAAACACCAAAUCAAAAAGUCUGAGAAGUCAGGAUCAGAUGAUCAGAAAGGUGUGAUGGUGACCAAUCUAACGACAGUACCGGUCACAUCAAAGGAGCAGGUGCAUGAAUUACUGCGUAAAGCCUCCCACACCCGUUCUGUGUUAGAGGUUAAGUAUGAUGAGCGAGCUUCACGCAGCCAAACUGUGUUCCAACUCCGAAUCUCAGGGGUCAACAAAAACACACAGGAAACCCGGAGUGGAACCUUGACCUUAGUGGAUUCAGGUGGCAGUGAGAGAGUGGGGGCAUCAAAUUCAGGAGGAGCCCAACUCAAAGAGGCUUUGUCCAUUGGCAGGAGUUGUAGUGCACUGAGGACAGUCUUCAUGGCUAUCGCUAAUAAGGCUAGAUUUAUCCCCUAUAGGGAGUCUAAGCUGACCCACCUCCUCCAGAACUCCCUGGGAGGGGACAUGGGUAAGAUGGUGAUGCUAGUCCAUGUGUCCCCCAAGGAGGAGUGUUUUGAGGAGACCCUCAGCUCACUUAGAUUUGCCACAAGGGUCAAGAAAUCCGGUAUUGGUACAACCCAGAAGGAGUGAAAAAUAACACAUACUUUAGAGUAUUGCAUAAACAUACCAGUCCAAUUUAGCAUCUAUAAUAUUGUUCACCUUAACAGGCUUUAAAUCUAAAUGCUGUCAUUCCAUUAAUAAUCUACAGAAGAAAAUGCUUCAUUAAAUCUUCAUGGUGAAUUGGCAUUUGCAUUAAGUGGAUUAAGAAUCCACUCAAAAUCUGAAAAUGUGUAGGAAAGAUGGACUAGAAAUCCAAGUCGGAUUGAUUUACUGAAAAACUGUAGAAAGAUCUGGAAAGUUAAGUGGGACAGACUCGCCUGGAGAGUGUAGGAAGAAAGGGCUGAAAAUCCAAGUGGGACAGGUCACAGAAAGACAGAGGAAGAAGUUAUACUGGUUUUUAGAGUGAAAAAGUUUUAUUUACAAUAAAAAAUAUUUCGUAUAGAACAUAUGAAUGUAAAGGUAUUAAAUUAACAGAACUUCAUUCUGCGAGUUGGUGUAAGAAUUUAUGAUAACGUUAAACAUGAAAUAUGUGUGGGAAAAUUGAAUGGACAAAGUCGCUUUUUUAACAAAUUUUUGGUACUGUGAAAUCACAAAUUUUCGUGGGGUUUUAAUUUACAGACCCAGGAAUUCAUGCAUGUCUCAAAAUAUAAAAUAUAAUAUACAUAAUUACUGAACAAUUCUUCAUCCACGAAAUCCAAUCCCUUUGAACCCAUAGUCCCCCCUUUCCACAAAUCACAAAAUUUAGACCCCACGAAAAUAUGGUAUUUUACAUAUUUGUGUUUAGUAUUAUAAUUACUGAUAUUAAAAUCACUUUCAUCGAAAAGGAGAUGGGUGAACUUAGCGUGCAGAAAGCCCACUAGCUUCAGAUAUACAAAAAUCAUAUUCAAAUUGUGAAUUUAGUAUUUAGAGUCAAGUUCUUAUCAUUGUUCUUUAUGAAAUCAUGAUAAACAAUAUGUUUUGAGGAAAUUUUUUUAUUAAAAUUUAUUCUUUUAUUAACAAAAAAUAAUGUGGUAUCCAUUGGGUUCGAACCCUGGCAAUAAAAAUCCUGAGUUGCAUUCUCUAUUGAGACUAGCACGCUAACCACUACGCUACACAAGUCCUGAUGAAGUGUGGCAUUUAAAUCAUGUUUGUGAUAUGACCAUUGACUUAAGGGACUUCAAGUAUUUCUUGAAAAGAUACGAACGUUAUGUCAUAAAAUUAUAUUUUUAAGGUAUAGUGGGUCUUUGCUCCAUAAUUUUGGAAACCAAUAUAUGUAUGUUUGUAUGCAAACUUUGAGGAUUAACUCUCAAAAAAAUGGAGAGAAGACCCACUCAUAUCGAAAAAUAGUGUUAUAGUGUGAAAAAAUGACUCGUUUUGUCCUCUUUCCUGUGUGUACAGUAU